AUGAAAGAAGACCCAGAGAGAAUUCGUGUGACGCCGCAGCGCCUUGGCGAAGAAGGCCUUGGCAGGCUUGAAGCAGAUGCGGCGCUUCCGUCGCGCUCGGGCUCAUGGACGUCUCUUGGCUUGACAGCCAGCGGUCGCCAACAGGGGACGCCCUCGCCAGACGCCCGCUGGGCGCCCCCCACGCUCCUGGCCUCGGGCUGGCGCUGGUCCGGGGCUCUCCGACUUCCGGACCUCUCCGGCCCAACAGGCAGGGGCGGCGGAACAGACCGGCUCGCGGGCCCAGGACCCGUGGGCACGGAUCCUAGAAGGACGCGAAGCCGCCCCGCGCGUUUGUGGACUUGGACUCCUCCGAUGCGGCUUCCCGGUUACGCAGACCACCCCCUUGCCCUGGCUUCUGAGUCCACGGCUCGCCCGGGGCGGGAACGUGCGGGGGGGAGGGCCCGCCCCGACUCCCUCCGGACCGCCGGCUCGGGGACCAGGAUCUCCCAGGAACGAUGGCGCGAGACCCCUGCCGAGCUGCUUCUGCUGGAGGCGGAAGCCGGGACCGGGGACUCUUGUGUCUCUCAGGAGAAGGUGGCCAGUGUGUACGAAGCGCCGGGCUUUUUCUGCGACUUGGAGCCCGUCCCGGGCGCCCUGGACGCCGUGCGGCAGAUGAACGACAUGCCCGACACCGAGGUCUUCAUCUGCACCAGCCCUCUGCAGAAGUACGGCCACUGUGUGGGUGAGAAGUACCAGUGGGUGGAGCGGCACCUGGGGCCCGAGUUUGUGGAGCGAAUAAUCCUGACCAGGGACAAGACGGUGGUCUUGGGAGACCUGCUCAUUGACGACAAGGACACCAUUCGAGGUCAAGAGGAGACCCCAAGCUGGGAGCACAUCUUGUUCACCUGCUGCCACAAUCAGCACCUGGCCCUGCCUCCCUCGAGACGACGGCUGCUCUCCUGGAGUGACAACUGGAGGGACAUCGUAGACAGCAAGCGCGGAGCUGCGCCGUAGUGAAUGGACCCCGGAAGGACAGGCGUGCCGGCAGGGAACCCCUGCAGAGCCGAGUGAGGGGGCAGCCUCACGGUGGUGGCCCCUGCCCCCAUGGAGCAGACAAGACACAGGCCCAGCCACCUGACGUUUCCCGAGAUGGCUGCCCCUGAACGCGGCUGGCAUGCAGACAAGUGGGAAGACCAGUCAGGAAGCUUUUAAUAAAAAACUCUGGCUUUCUGGUC
Messenger RNA from Carlito syrichta (Philippine tarsier), 1214 nucleotides. RefSeq names its product 5', 3'-nucleotidase, cytosolic (gene NT5C). The transcript has 6 exons. The record is from RefSeq and is a predicted model, not a curated record. NCBI's taxonomy places the organism in Eukaryota, Metazoa, Chordata, Mammalia, Primates, Tarsiidae. Bases 1 to 993 code for a protein of 330 amino acids. Gene Ontology annotation, molecular function: 5'-nucleotidase activity. Gene Ontology annotation, biological process: pyrimidine deoxyribonucleotide catabolic process.